Ruditapes philippinarum (Manila clam) is the source of this 11014-nucleotide messenger RNA. RefSeq lists its product as uncharacterized. NCBI's taxonomy places the organism in Eukaryota, Metazoa, Mollusca, Bivalvia, Venerida, Veneridae. Gene Ontology annotation, molecular function: protein binding; ubiquitin-protein transferase activity. The transcript has 6 exons. The record is from RefSeq and is a predicted model, not a curated record. The coding region runs from base 1190 to 3481 and encodes 763 amino acids.
CACAAAAUGUGGGGGGGGGGGGGCUAAAAUAUAUUCGCUUUGUUGCGUCGGUCCGUCCGUCCAUCUCCAUUAUCGUGUCCGCUCUAUAAACAUGAUAAAUCUUAUACCAGUUGAAGGUUUUUCUUCAAACUUGGCUCAAAUGUUCACCUCAACAGGGGGUUAGGGUUCUCAACAAGGGGAUGUGCAGAACCCAUGUUGCCCAUGUGUCAGCUCAAGGUCAAAGUCACAGUUGCAGGUCAAAUAUCAAACAAUCAAAUAUUAGACAGUAUGUCCUGUCUGCUCUGUAAGUCCUAGUCACUAAUUGAAAGAUUUUUCUUCAAUCUUGGCUCAAAUUUCCACCUCAACAAGGUCAUGGGCAGAACCAAUGUUAACCUUUUGCCGGCUUAAGGUCAAGGUCACACUUGAAGGUCAAAAAUUGACUUAGAAAAUAUUGUUAAAUUUUAACAUGUACACAUGUAUUUGAAUAUUUCUGAAACUAGAGAAGAUCAAGGUCACCUUUGAAGGUCAAAAAGUACAUUUUGUGUCUGCACUGAAAGUUCUAUAGUUUUCAAAUGUAGAUUUUAAAACUUGACUCAAAUGUUUUCUUUCAAAAAUAAUGAUAUGCACUACAAAGUAUCCUGUGUUGUAGAAAUCAGGUGGGAGCUGUUAUUCACCACUCCUGUGGCACCUCUUAGAAAGUUCAGUAAUAUUUUUAUCUAAAUAGACACACAGCCUGUACAUUCUAUUUGGUAUGUUGGAUCCUUAAAAAAGAUCAUUCUGCAGAAAUUUACAAAUCUAUUUACAAAUCAGACAUUAUUGGUAUAGAGCUUUUAAUAACAGUUUACUAUUUAACUGAGCAUUUAAAUGAUGGCAAACAAAGUAAGGUACUGUAAUAGCAGGAGCUAAUUGUAAUUUGACUGAAACUUAAAUGAGUUCUUAUCCCAAAUAUAUUUGGCAAAAUUUGUGGAGUAAAUUGCAGAAACUGCACUGUAGACUAUUUCAAACACUAAAGUAACUAUAAGAUCCAAAUUUUGAGAGUGAUUCUUUUUUGUGGCAUUUAAUGCAGCUGUCUAAAUGGACAGCAGUUCAAAAAGGCUUCACUAUAGUAUAGAUCGGCCUAUGACUGUCUUAUGUUUGUUUUAUAUUUCCAAUGACCAUUCUCCAAGUUGUGUAAGAAUAGGUUAUUGUUACAUUUCAGGCAGGUUUCACCAUGUCUUUGACCCAGGAUCCAGUGUCACAUGUUCUUGAAAAAAUAGGCUUAAGAAAUUUAUCAGAAAAUUUUAAGAAGCAAAAGGUCACAACACUAACUACAUGUAAACAGCUGUCUGAUACAGAAUUAUCAAGCCUUGGAUUAACUACCAUUGGUGACAGAGCUCGAUUUCGCGCUGAGGUUCAAACUUCUGGAACAGCGCCUCCAGCAGCCGCACCAAAUAGUCAAGGUAACAGUGUAUCAGCUGAAAGGUCAUUUUUUCCUAGCCGCUCAUUUGGGAAUCGGUCUCACAGGGGCCGAAAAGAAGUUCAAAGGGAGAAGACAUGGACAGCAGCAAUAAUGUGUUUAUCUGAUACUUCACAGACAAGUGUACCUUCACAUUCUGAAAAAGUAUGUUUACAAAAAGCUGGACUUGGCUUAAAGAAAAUUGCAUUCAGUGCAUCAGGAAGCGAGUCAGAUUUACAUGUAUCACUUCUGAAGGAAUUUCCAAAACUAGAAACAAGUGGAGGUUAUGAACUUAUGUACUGUACUGCUAAUAGAAGACAGCUAAAAAAAAUUGAUGUUAAGUGGGAUGUUUCUCAUUUGAAAUCUGUAAUUGGAGGACAAAGUCGAAUUUAUGUUCGACCUAUACAGAAUUCGUUAUCACUAGAUAUUGAGGAGGAGGAGGAAGAUAACACCCCUACCAGCACGAAAUAUGCUUGCCAAACAUGUGGUAUCCAAUUCAGUGUUACUGAACUGAGGCAACAUAUUGCACAAUGUCAAAAUAUCAACCAGACAGGUAUAGAAGAUCCAAACCAACAGGAAGCUAACAACACUUGCCAAACCUGUGGUAUAUCAUUCAGGGUUUCAGAACUUGGGCAACAUAUUUUGCAAUGUCAAAAUAUCAACCAGACACGUAUAGAAGAUCCAAACCAACAGGAAGCUAACAACACUUGCCAAACCUGUGGUAUAUCAUUCAGGGUUUCAGAACUUGGGCAACAUAUUUUGCAAUGUCAAAAUAUCAACCAGACACGUAUAGAAGAUCCAAACCAACAGGAAGCUAACAACACUUGCCAAACCUGUGGUAUAUCAUUCAGGGUUUCAGAACUUGGGCAACAUAUUUUGCAAUGUCAAAAUAUCAACCAGACACGUAUAGAAGAUCCAAACCAACAGCAAGUAAACAACACAGUAGAUGAUGACAUUUUGGAGACAAACUUUUUUGAACGCCCAUUAAAUACAGACAAUGGACCUGAGACCAAUGAAUACCAAAAUCUUUUAGAAACAGGUUUUGCAACACAGCACUCUAAUAUUGUGGAACAUCUGCUGUCUAAUACUGAAUCUUUGAAUGAAAACAUAAAUGAUAUUACAAAAACUUGCAUCGAAGAUAUAAUCAAUUUUCAAAUAAGUGAUCCAAUCCAUGCACUGAAAUAUAUUCAGUCUAAAAUAGUGAUUGGAAGAAAAUUAGACAUUGAGGAAGAAGAUUUGUUGACAAGCAUAACAGGUGCUACAAAUUAUAUUGUAGUUGACAGGUUCAACAUUCUUUCAACAGGAAUGCAAGAAAUAAGAGACAUACAAAAUUUGAGGCUGACAUUGGAAGUUCAGUUUUAUGGUGAAACUGCUGAAGAUUUAGGUGGCCCAAGGAAAGAAUUCUUUGACCUAAUACUUCAGGAAAUCCAGAAGAAAUUCUUUGAUCCUAUUAGAGAUUGGAUUGAUAACAAAGAGUAUGAAACCAUUGGAAAGAUAUUUGCGCUGAGUAUGCUUCAAAAUGGUAGAUUACCUCGACUGUUUAGUGCUGAGAUCCUGGAGGAAUUCUUUGGAGACAGACCAAGGAGCACUCUCAUUGCUUUAGGACAGGGCAUGGAUGCUUUGGGAAUGUUUCAGAUUUUGAAAACACACCAAUUUAUGCAGCAUCUAAUGACACCAAGAGAUGAUCUACAUUUGACAUUAAAGAUGAUAUUACACUUAAUGAAGCCAGUGUUCUCUUCAGAGGGAUCAAACAAAAGAGUAGUGGAAUCAACUAUAUUUCAGAAAUUCAUCAAAUACCUCAGAGAAGUUGAAAGUGGAAGAAGAGAGGGGAUCCACAUGGGAAUGGUUCUGAAAUUUGUAACUGGAGCAGAAAUGGAACCACCCCUAGGAUUUGGGCUAGCACCAUCAGUACAUUUCCAGGAGCAUGAAUCAUUUCUUCCUACUGCAAAUACAUGCACCAAUAGUUUAACAUUACCGAUUCCGGUUAAUAAUACAAUUCCUGAUGAUGAAAAACUGUUUAAUCUUUACGAUUUAGCUUUCUGUAAUAGUUACUUUGGUAUUGCAUAAUAGUGUACAAGGAAGCACAUUUGAUGGAUAACAUUUUGCUAUAUAGAAUAUUUUAUGUUUAAGUGGCAUAAUAUAGGUAAUAUAACAUAAAUGUGCUAUUCUGAUGGAUUGUAUUGCUUAAGUCAAUUGUGCAAAGAUGUAUUUUCUAUAGGGCGAGUGGGAAUUGUAACAUCUUUAUGCAAUCAACGACAACAAUACAAUAUCAAAAUUGCACUUUCAUGUAAUUUUCACUUUAUUAUAUACCUUCAAUAAGAUAUUUUAAAAAUACGAAGCAAAUGAUUUUUCUAAGAGAAGCUACCCACUUGUUAUUAGCUUAAUUUUUUUAAGGAAAAAAAUAAAAUAGAGGUAUUGUUCCAGUCAUGUAAUUUAUAAUAUCUGGUGGAAAUCAUUAUGCAGUAUGAUAUUUUGUUACUGCAGACACCGACAAAACACUAACAAAAUUUGAGAAAGUGUGAUUAUUUUUCAUACAUUUAUAUCAGUUGUUUACAUUUUCCAUAUAGGGUUUCGUUAAAAUCAAAGACUGUUUCUAUGCCAAAUUAUUAAACUGUUAUCUGUCUGUAAAGAAUAGAAUUGUCAGCCGAGUUAUUUUAGUUUGUUAGUCAAUCAACAAUUUUUAUUUACUCUAUUUAAGAUUUUUUAAAGAUUUGUUUAAACUUUUCAUUAAUUUAAAAAAUGUUUGCUUUUAAACUUUGUACGUAUAAUGUACCUUGAUCAUUUCUAUCUGCAUAGCCCAUUUUCAAAAAUUCAAAGGUCAAGGUCACUGGUUUCUGAUACAAUAAAGCAUACAAUUUUCCAAUGUUUUGACUGGUUAUUUUGAAACUUUGUUGGCUGGGCAACAACUUUUUAUAUGCAUGACAAGAACAGAAAUGAUGAUAGUCAUGUCAUGCUAAAGGUCAUUCUCUGAUUUGCUCAUGUUUGAUCAAACAACUAGAACUUGAAUAAGUUUUAUCUUUUGGAACACUCACGUAGUAGCAAGAAUAAUAAUCAAAUAACAAUGUAUGUAUUGUAAAGACGCAUCUUUUUAGCUCACCUGAGCCUGCUUAGUGUGAGCUUUUAGGAUCGUUGAAUGUCCGUCGUCUGUCAUCCGUCCACAUUUGAUUGUUAACAGACUAUCGGUCAGAUUUUUGCCUCAAUCAUCAUCAAACUUUGUCGGAAUGCUUGUCUAGAUAAUUGCUCAGAUGAGUUCGAACAUUGGUCAUCUCGGAUGAAAAACUAGGUAACAGUAGCUAAAUAGAAAAAUCUUGUUAACACUUUAGUGGCUACUGUUUUAAUCCAAAUAUCCUGGAAAUAGGUCUGAAAGUGUGUUCUGAUGAUUUCUAGGUCAAAUUUGAAUAUGGGUUACCUGGGGUUAAAAAACUAGGUCACACCUCCCAAAUAUGGAAAAACCUUGUUAACACUCUAGUGGUUAUAUUUUUACUCAAUUGUCAUCAAACUUGGUCAGGAUUAUUGUCUAUGUAAUUGCUCAGAUGAAUUUGAACAUGGGUCAUCUCGGAUGAAAAACUAGGUCACAGGAGCUAAAAAUAGAACAAUUUUAUUAACACUAUUGGCUGCUGUUUUGAAUCAAAUAUCCUAGAAAUUGGUCUGAAAGUUUGUUUUGAUGAUCUCUUUGUCAAGUUCAAAUAUGGGUCACCUUGGGUCAAAAUUUAUGACACUGCUCAAAUAUGGAAAAACCUUGUUAACACUAGUGGUCACAUUUUUGACUCAACUGUCAUGAAACUUGGUCAGGAUGCUUGUCUAGGUAAUUGCUUGGAUGAGUUUGAUGGGUCAGGUGAGCAAUCUAGGGCCAUCUUAGCCCUCUUGUUGUAAGUGUGGGGCCAUGUUUGAUUUUAAGAAUGAUUAUUCAUAUUUUGUGUGACUAUAUUAUACUUGUUACCUUAAUUAUGAUAACUUUACUCAAGUUAUACAGAUGGUGAAGCUAAUGCUCUUGUUCUCUUUUUGUUGUAAUUAAAAUGUUUGCUGUGUAGUAAGUUUGUUAGAAUAAGCAAUCAAAUAGAUUGCAAACUUAAUAUUUCAAGUUGAUUGUUGACAGAUUUUUUGCCUCAGCUAAUAGCUCAUAAAAAGUGAUUGUGGUAUAUAUGUCAUCUGUUUGUCUUUUCACAUCUAGUUUGUUACUUUGUUCAAUUUUUUUAUCUCUUAUUUUUUUAUCUGUCAAAAAUCAUUGUAUUUUGAAACCUGGCCAUGUUUGUCUGAAGAAAAAUCGUAGAAAUCAUUUGUAAACACUUAAAAGGCCAUAUUACAUAUUAUAAUUAUAUUUUAAUUGAUCUUUUUUUUAAAUCGUCAGAAUCCUUGUGAACACUAAGUAGGUUGUAACUUAUGUCAUGCAGUCAAGAAGUACAAUGUGCUGAUGUUUUAUUACACUAAAUUAUGUUUAAUUUAGUUGAAUUUUUAGCUCACCUGUCGCAAAGUGACAAGGUGUGCUUUUGUGAUCACAUUUCAUCCAGUGUCCAUCUGUAAACUUAUACUUUAAACAACAUCUCCUCAUAUACAUUGUACCACUAAGCCAAUCUCAUCUAACCUUCACAGAAAUGUUCCUUUGGUGGUCACCUUUAAAAUUGUUCAAUGAACUAAAUUCCAUGUGAACCGAAAGAAAAAACCUGAAAAAUCUUCUUUUAAAAUGCCAAAAGUGCUAGAGCUUAGAUAUGUAGCAUGAAGCACUUUCUAGUAGGUGUCUACCAAGUUUUUUCAAAUAAAGCCUUGGGGUCAAAAUUGGCCCUGCCCUGGGGGUCAUUGAUUUUCAUAAAAUGUAUAUAGGAAAAACUUAAAAAAUCUUCUUUUAAAGAACCCAAAGAGCUAGAGCUAAGAUAUUUAGCAUAAAACACCUUCUAGUGGGUGUCUACCAAGUUUGUUCAAAUAAAAGCCCUGGGGUCUAAAUUAGCCCCGCCCCGUUGGGUGAUUGAUUUUCCUAAUAUGCACACAUCUUUUGGAACUGUUGUUUUCCCUUUGCAAUAGCAACCAGUAAUGUUUUACUCAUGCACUAUUUCAUGAUUCAAAUAUGAACUUUGUAAUAUCAGUUAAGAUUUAGAUUUUAUAUCUGCUUUUGUUUAUCGUUUACAAUAUUAAUUGUUCCUUGUCUUGGAGAGAUUCUAUAUUCAGGUGAGCGAUUUCAGGGCCAUUAUUGCCCUCUUAGUUUUGUUUAAGUGUUAUUGCUAGUUUAUGUCCCAUUUAAAGUAGAAAAUAAGGUUUUUGAAGAAUUUUAAUCAUGUUUUAAUGUGUCAUCUACUUUUUUAAGACAAAAAAGUAUAAAUUUUGUUAGAGAAACAUUUGCUUUGAUUUACAUGUGCCUGUUUCAGUAGUAUUAUAUUAUGAGCAUGAUCCCUUAAAAUGUGGAAAAAGUAUUUUUACUGCUAGUUUGGCUUUAAAUUAUGCCGACACAUUUCUUUGAUUAUUUCUAUCAGUAUAUUGUAUUUGAAUUUCUUAGCAAUCAGACAUUAAAAUAAUCAAGUUGUAAACAGCUGUUUUAAAAAAGAAAUAUUAUGGAAACACCAUUGGCGAUUGCAAUGAUGUUCAACAUGUAUUUUUGGAUUCUGUCUAAAUUUCUCCUGGUCAAAUUCUCAAGAGAAAAUGAAAAGUCCAGAUUCCCUCUGGAAUGUAUCUUCUUUAAUCGUACAAAAGGAUAUAAAUUGAUAUGAAUGUUUUAUAUGACCUCUAUAUUGGUAAAGAAAAACUGACCAUUCAUAAUACCACCAAUAACAAAGUUUUAUAGGAUAUACUGGAGUCAGCUGGUGGUGGGCCAGUUUGUGGUUGUUUGGUCGGUCCAUUGCAUAUUUUUGUCUGGGACAUAAUUCAGAAUGUACAAGAUAAUUCACCUUCAAAUUUUGUAGGUACGUAGAUCUCACGGAUUGGAAUGCAGAAAUCUCAGGGAAAAAAGAACGACAGCCCUGAAAACCCCAAAUCCAAAGUUUAAUUAUCUUAUUGAUGUCGGAAAAAUAAUUAAAAAACAUUUGAAAAAAAUCUAUUAACUACCGCAUUCUCUCUUUGUGCAAAAUUAUUAACUUAAAAGCAUAUUUUAUGACAAGCUUGUGUUGGGGUUAUUUGGCACUUGUGUCAAUUUCUAGUUAAAAAAUCAUACAUACUAUAUAGGCUAUAAAUUGCUCACUGUCUAUUGGUGUAGUUACUUUUGAAAUAGCUUUCAUUUGAAAGAAAAUUUUAAAGAUCUGCAAGACUCUAGGAAAGUGAGUGCAAGUACAUAGUAAUGAUAUUAAGGACGUUUUCUGUAGUUUUCAUAUAGAUAUAUAGGCAAAUUUAAAACUGUUCCAUAGAAUUUCUUUAAAUUUUGCAUGUUGUUAGAAUAUGAUAACAGAAACAUUUUAUGCAAAAAAAAAGAAUUGGGGUCACUGUUCUCAUUUUUGAAUUAUCUGCAAUGAAUCAGAAUUUUCUACUUAUUUGAGGUCAUUUAAAGGGCAAUUAACUUAUACAUACGUAAAUGAAUUCUUGUUUUUACUUGUGGAUAAUUAUUUGAUUCUUAUUGUUGAAUAAAAAACAUAAUUACAAAAUGUACAUGCAAUUCCUUAUAUCGUUUCUGUUAUUUUUAGCUCACCUGUCACAAAGUGACAGGGUGAGCUUUUGUGAUCGCUUUUCGUCCGGCGUCCGUCCGUCCGGCGUCCGUCCAUAAACUUUUGCUUUAAAUGACAUCUCCUCAUAAACCACUGAGCCAAUUUCAUCCAAACUUCACAGGAAUGUUCCUUUGGUGGUCACCUUUAAAAAUUGUUCAAAGAAUUUAAUUCCAUGCAGAACUCUUGUUGCCAUGGCAACCAAAAGAAAAAUCUUUAAAUAUCUUCUUUUAAAAAACCAUAAGAGCUAGAGCUUAGAUAUUUGGCAUGAAACAUCUUCUAGUGAGUGUCUACCAAGUUUGUUCAAAUAAAAGCCCUGGGGUCAAAAUUGGCCCCGCCCCAGGGGGGCAUUGAUUUUCCCUAUAUGCAUAUAGUAAAAACUUAAAAAAUCUUCUUUUAAAGAACCCAAAGGGCUAGAGCUAAGAUAUUGGGCAUGAGACAUCUUCUAGUGAGUGUCUACCAAGUUUGUUCAAAUAAAAGCCCUGGGGUCAAAAUUGGCCCCGCCCCUGGGGGUCAUUGAUUUUCCCUAUAUGCAUAUAGUAAAAACUUAAAAAAUCUUCUUUUAAAGUACCGUAAGAGCUAGAGCUUAGAUAUUUGGCAUGAAACAUCUUCUAGUGAAUGUGUACCAAGUUUGUUCAAAUAAAAGCCCUGGGGUCAAAAUUGGCCCCGCCCCAGGGGGUCAUUGAUUUUCCCUAUAUGCAUAUAGUAAAAACUUAAAAAAUCUUCUUUUAAAGAACCCAAAGAGCUAGAGCUAAGAUAUUAAGCAUGAAACAUCUUCUAGUGAGUGUCUACCAAGUUUGUUCAAAUUAAAGCCCUGGGGUCAAAAUUGGCCCCGCCCCGGGGGUCAUUGAUUUUCCCUAUAUGCAUAUAGUAAAAACUUAAAAAAUCUUCUUUUAAAGAACCAUAAGAGCUAGAGCUAAGAUAUUUAGCAUGAAACAUGUUCUAAUGGGUGUCUACCAAGUAUGUUCAAAUAAAAGCCCUGGGGUCAAAACUGGCCCCGCCCGGGGGGUCAUUGAUUUUCCUUAUAUGUGUAUAGCAAAAACUUAAAAAUCUUCUUUGGAAAAACCCAAAUAGCUAGAGUUUAGAUAUUAAGCAUGAAACAUCUUUAAGUAAAUAUCUACAAAGUUUGUUAAAAUAAACGCCCGGGGGUCAAAACUGGCCCUGCCCCAGGGGUGUCAUUGUUUUUAACUAUAUGUGUAUAGUAAAAACUUUAAAAAUCUUCUUUUAAAAAAGCCAAUGAGCUAGAACUUAGAUGUUUAGCAUGAAACAUCUUCUUAUGGGUGUCUACCAAGUCUGUUCAAAUAAACAAAUAAAAGCCCUUGGGUAAAAAUUGGCCCGGGGGUGGGGGGACUAUAUACAGGUGAGCGACCUCAGGGCCAUCAUGGCCCUCUUGUUUUGUUUUAAUGAAACUAAAAGUACUUAAAAUUCAUAAAAAAUAGGCCAAUUUUUAAGAAAAAAUGCACAGGUUAAGAAAAGAAGUGGGGAAAAAACCAUCCACUAUAAAUUUGUUCUUGAAAUUUUGCAUAUUGACUGAGAUGAAGGUAAGCUUCAUAAAAAUAAGAAGAAAUUGUAUUGUUUUGCUUCAUUGUAAAUUAUCUGCCCUUGAAUUUAACAGAGAAGUCCAAUUCAAGGGCGGAUAACUCAAAAAUGAGAACGGUGAUCCCCAUUUUUAGCUCACCUGUCACAAAGUGACAAGGUGAGCUUUUGUGAUCACUUUUCGUGCGGCGUCCGUCCGUCCGUCGUCCGUCCGUCGUCCGUAAACUUUUACUUUAAAUGACAUCUCCUCAUAAACCACUAGGCCAAUUUCAUCCAAACUUCACAGGAAUGUUCCUUUGGUGGUCACCUUUAAAAAUUGUUCAAAGAAUUUAAUUUCAUGCAGAACUCUGGUUGCCAUGGCAACCGAAAGAAAAAACUUUAAAUAUCUUCUUUUAAAAAACCCUAAGAGCUAGAGCUUAGAUAUUUGGCAUGAAACAUCUUCUAGUGAGUGUCUACCAAGUUUGUUCAAAUAAAAGCCCUGGGGUCAAAAUUGGCCCCGCCCCAGGGGGUCAUUGAUUUUCCCUAUAUGCAUAUAGUAAAAACUUAAAAAAUCUUCUUUUAAAGAACCCAAAGAGCUAGAGCUUAGAUAUUUAGCAUGAAACAUGUUCUUAUGUGUGUCUACCAAGUUUGUUCAAAUAAAAGCCCUGGGGUCAAAAUUGGCCCCGCCCCGGGGGUCAUUGAUUUUCCUUAUAUGUGUAUAGCAAAAUCUUAAAAAAUCUUCUUUGAAAAAACCCAAAUAGCUAGUGUUUAGAUAUUAAGCAUGAAACAUCUUCUAGUGAGUGUCUACAAAGUUUUUCAAAUAAAAGACCUGGGGUCAAAAUUGGCCCCGUCCCGGGGGUCAUUGAUUUUCCUUAUAUGUGUAUAGCAAAAACUUAAAAUCUUCUUUGAAAAAACCCAAAUAGCUAGAGUUUAGAUAUUAAGCAUGAAACAUCUUCUAGUAAGUGUCUACAAAGUUUGUUCAAAUAAAAGCCCUGGGGUCAAAACUGGCCCGACCCCAGGGGUGUCAUUGUUUUUAACUAUAUAUGUAUAGUAAAAACUUAAAAAAAUCUUCUUUUAAAAAGCCCAAAGAGCUAGAGCUUAGAUGUUUAGCAUGAAACAUCUUCUUAUGGGUGUCUACCAAGUUUGUUCAAAUAAAAGCCCUGGGGUCAAAAUUGGCCCCACCCCAGGGGGUCAUUGAUUUUCCCUAUAUGCAUAUAGUAAAAACUUAAAAAAUCUUCUUUUAAAGAACUCAAAUAGCUAGAGCUAAGAUAUUUAGCAUCAAACAUGCUCUAAUAGGUGUCUACAAAGUUUGUUCAAAUAAAAGCCCUGGGGUCAAAACUGACCCCGCCCCAGGGGUGUCAUUGUUUUUAACUAUAUGUGUAUAGUAAAAACUUUAAAAAAAUCUUCUUUUAAAAAGCCCAAUGAGCUAGUGCUUAGAUGUUUAGCAUAAAACAUCUUCUUAUGGGUG